Oncorhynchus nerka (sockeye salmon) is the source of this 11958-nucleotide messenger RNA. RefSeq names its product plexin domain-containing protein 2-like. The record is from RefSeq and is a predicted model, not a curated record. The transcript is spliced from 14 exons. The coding region runs from base 400 to 2031 and encodes 543 amino acids. Lineage: Eukaryota; Metazoa; Chordata; Actinopteri; Salmoniformes; Salmonidae.
ACCUCUUCUUUCCCGGGUAGGAAUGAGACCUAUGUGUGUGGAGCUGGGAUGACCCCAAUAUUCUGAACCGUUUUGCUUUUUUUUUGUGGUGGCCCGGGACCUUCUCGGACCGAAUGCGCGCAUUCACGCAUAUCUUCACUCACUCACUCACUCACUCACUCACUCACUCACUCACUCACUCACUCACGCACACACACAAACAAAACACCACACAUCAUAUUCCGCGUCUGCAAACCAACGAACAGCGCAGGCAGGUUUUGCUCUGCGAAAGGCUGUCUUGCAGACUACACUCGAGAAGAGUUACGGAGUGUAGUCUACUUAUCCCCUACGAUUUUUGGUGUAUGAAAAAAAUUAACAUUAUAUAAAGAGGAGCAGUACAAUCAAUCGUGGAUCUCGGAUAUGGCAGGUGUGAAGACAUUCGACCUUGUUGUUGGAGUUGUUUUAGUUUUUCUGUCUCUUGGAAAUGCGUUUCAAGAGCCCGGACAGGACCCGACAAACGGGGACUCCUACUCCCACGUGCAAGGGCAGCCUCUGGAUAAGGAGGACAUGGCGGUUGAUGUGAAGCUGUACAGUCACCGGUGGAGGAGGUGGCUGUCCCCAGAAGAGCCACGUAACAGGGACAGCAACAGGGCCAGCCAGGACCAAGAGCAGGGUCAGGAUCAGGGUCAAGACCAACCUGAUGGGAGUUUCCCAGGCCUGCUCUCAGCAGAGGACAGCCAGGACACUGACAACAGCUCCCAGAUAGAGGAGGACACAGAUCACAACUACUACACAUCGAAGACCUACGGCCCCACGGACCCCAUGAGCAAAGACUUGUGGGUAAACGUUGACCAGAUGGACAAGGACAAGGUGAAGAUCCAUGGCAUCCUGUCCAACACUCACAGGCAAGCUGCGAGAGUAAAUCUUUCCUUCGAUUUUCCCUUCUAUGGACAUUUCCUGCGUGAUCUCACCGUGGCAACUGGUGGGUUCAUCUACACAGGGGACGUGGUCCACAGAAUGCUGACGGCCACCCAGUACAUCGCCCCCCUCAUGGCCAACUUUGACCCUAGUGUCUCCAGGAACUCAACCGUCAUCUACUUCGACAAUGGCACUGCUCUGGUGGUCCAGUGGGAUCAUGUCCACCUGCAAGACAACUACAACCUGGGUAGCUUCACCUUCCAGGCCACACUGCACAGCGACGGCAGGAUUGUCUUCGCCUACAAAGAGAUUCCAAUGGAGGUGGCCCAGAUCAGCUCCGUCAAUCACCCGGUGAAAGUGGGCCUCUCCGAUGCCUUUGUGGUGGUCCACAGGAUCCAGCAGAUACCCAAUGUUCGUCGGAGAACGAUCUAUGAGUACCAUCGUGUGGAGCUGACAAAGACCAAAAUCACCAACUCUACAGCAGUGGAGAUGAUGCCUCUACCGACGUGUCUCCAGUUCACCAGCUGUGACAGCUGCAUCUCCUCCCAGAUCAACUUCAACUGCAGCUGGUGUCACCUCCUUCGCAGGUGUUCCAGUGGGUUUGACCGCCAUCGGCAGGACUGGGUUGAUAACAGCUGUCCUGAUGAGACCAAAGACAAACGCUGUGAUAUCAUCAGCACCACACAACUCGAUCCAUUCAUCACCACGUUAGUUGCCAAAACAACAGGCCAGAGCAGAAGCCGAGGAGAGACCACCACAGCCGGAGCCUCCUCGUCCACAUCCCGACCCCCAACCAGCGUCCCCACUGAAGAUGACACCAAGAUUGCUCUACAUCUUAAAGACAAUGGAGCGAUGCCAAAGGAGAGUGCUGCGGAGAGGAAGGACACACACCCACUGCACACUGGCCUGAUCCUGGGCAUUCUCGUGGUCUUGCUCAUCAUGGCAGCCGCAGUCCUGGUCACUGUCUACAUCUACCACCACCCUACAUCAGCCGCAAGCCUCUUCUUCAUCGAGAGACGUCCCAGCAGGUGGCCGGCCAUGAAGUUCCGUCGAGGGUCGGGUCACCCGGCCUACGCGGAGGUGGAGCCCGUGGGCCAGGAGAAGGAGGGCUUUAUUGAGUCUGAGCAGUGCUAAGGGGCAUGCACCGCUCCCCCCCAAUGCGACUGAUUGACGCUGGUCUCUUGUUUUGUCGAUUCAAAUGCUCACUGUCAAUAUUGUGAAAUGAGAUGAGAAAAUCGUGGUGGUGUCACUUUGAAAUCCCCAUGCUUUUUUUCUGGUGGUCUGAGAGUAAGGCCUUGUGUUUGGUGGACUACCACGGUGAACCUUCAAACCUGGCUUGUUCAACAGAGAGCUGAUCUGAGAGCUGCUGAGGGAGGGUCACUGCCAGAGGGACUGUGCUGUGGGAAAACGUUAAACUGAUCUCAAGUCAGUUCUUCAGUCCAAGCCCAAAGUCUUCGAACACUUCACACUCACGGUGGUGAACGUGACUGACUUCUUGGGGACAGAGUGAACGUAACGGUGUCAUUGAGUGGGUUGUACAGUGUGACUGCCCUACACUGGUGGUGUGUGAUGUGAGGGGGGAGUAGUAGGAAGAAUUAUACAGUAUAUUUUUCAGAAAGAAUACAGAGAAUGUGAACAGAGAUCUUGACUUUAAAUGUUGGUGAGGCUAUAUAGGCCUUUAUAUAUCCUUUGAGGUUUUGCUAAUUUACUGUUCCAUGUUGGGUUUCUUUCUGUUGCUUUUUUAACUGGGGUUUUAUUAUUCCUAAUCAGUGAGGGGAUUUUGUCUUGCUUUCCACUACCAUAAUAAGGCUUCUUUAUCGUAGCUUUUUACUUCAUAGCGUGGUUCAAUAGUGUGAUAUGCUCCUGCUACUGCCCCUCAUCUCACCCAGGAGUAGCAGGCUUUUGUUGGUAUCUCUUUUUUUUUUACAUAAAGUUUGUUUCAUUUUUUUAAACGUUUUUUUUUUUUUUACAUUGAUUUCAGUACUGCCGUGCCAUUCUUUCCCUGACUGGAGUUUGCUCAACAUUCUUUGCACAAAGUUGUUCAUGCACAUACAUCUUUAUUUCAUUUGGUACAAUUGCAAAAUUGCGAGACAGGCGCUUUGUGAGUGUGUGUGGUUGUGUGUAUGCAUGGUCUAAACGUGAGUGAGUGUGUGUGUGUGUCUCUAUGUGUGUAUGUGUGUGUGUGUUGUGUUGUGUUGUGUUGUGUGUGUGUGUGUGUUUGGAUAUCAACCUGCUUAUAGGUGGCUCAGUUUGAGCUGGGUCUGUGUAAUUGAUGCUGAGUGGUUGACCAGAGGUACUUUUACAUACCUGGCUUGAGUUUGCCUGGGUUUUGAUUUUAUGUGUACAAUGUGGUUUUCAAGUAGUUUGACCUAAGGGCGUCAAUUGGGUAUGGCAGUCCCCAUACCCUAGCUCAAUACUAACAAUUUAAAAUAGGCUACUAAAAUCAUUCCAAUCCCGAUUUACAAGACAAAUGCAGUUUAGCAGUAUUAGCGGGGUGGCUUUAGGACCAAACAUCCAUCGAAACGGGAUGGUGAACAGCACAACAUUAAUUUUAAAACAGUGUAGAUGUAGAAGAUUGCUGUAGAUGGCUAAAAUGCUAGGUAACUGUCGUUUGACUUGGAAUUAAAUGAGUUUUUAAUCCCACAUCUGAGCUAGGGCAUCGCAGCUAAUUGCUGUAUGACGUGUUUGAGGUAAAUUUCAUUUUUGCUGUUCUCCAAAUAGCAUUUCGUACUUUUUAAAUUGUGUAGAAAUGCAUUAAAUAAGCUUAAAAAUGUAUGAAAAUUGCUUGGAAUCACCCUCUCCCCGUCACUUUGCCAUACCCUAUGUUUGCCAUAGAGUGGCGGAGAGGUCUAAGUCACUACAGACCCUAGUUCGAUCCCAGGCUAUAUCACAACCAUUCAUGAUAGGGAGUCCCAUAGGGUGGCGAACAAUUUGCCCAGCGCCGUCCGGGUUAGGGGAAGGUUUGCCCGGGCUAGGCCGUCAUUGUAAAUACGAAUUUGUUCUUAACGGACUUGCCUAGUUAAAUAAAAAAUUUAAAAAGCUGAAAUGAUGACCCUGGUUUGACCUGCUCUUGUACAGGACUGGAGAAUAUGGAGUGAGAAAUCUGCCAAAAUGUUAAACGAAUGUAACAUUAGAAUCGUAAAUCACUUUGGGGAGAUUUUUGGCAGAUAUCUAACCCCAUACUGUUCCAGCUCUUGUCUAUAUUAAUGGAUGUCAUUUAACCCUAGCAUAGCAUAGUGCCUUCACAAAGCAUUCACAAGCCUUGACUUUUUCCACAUUUUGUUGUGUUUCAGCCUAAAUUUAAAAUGCAUUCAAUUGAGAUUUUGUGUCACUGGCCUACACACAAUAUCCCAUAAUGUCAAAGUUGGAAAAAUGUUUUUCGAAAUGUAAUUACAAAUGAAUUAAAAAUGAAAAGCUGAAAUGUUUUGAGUCAAUAAGUAUUCAACCCCUUUUGUUAUGGCAAGCCUAAAUAUGUUCAGGAGUAAAAAUGUGCUUAAGAAGUCAAAUAAUAAGUUGCAUGGACUCACACUUUGUGCAAUAAUAGGAUUUAAUGACUACCUCAUCUCUGUACCCCACACAUACAAUUAUCUGUAAGGUCCUUCAAUCGAGCAGUGAAUUUCAAACACAGAUUCAACCCCAGAGACCAUAGAAGUUUUCCAAUAACUUGCAAAAAAAGAUCACCUAUUGGUAGAUGAAAAAAUAAAAUAAUGUUGAUUAUCCCUUUGAAGUUAUUAAUUACACUUCCGAUGGUGAAUCAAUACACCAGUCACUACAAAGAUACAGAUGUCUUUCCUAAUUCAGAUGCCGGAGAGGAAGGAAACCGCUCAGGGAUUUCACCAUGAGGCCAGUGGUGAUUUUAAAACAGUUAGAGUGAUAGGAGAAAACUGAGGAUGGAUCAACAACAUUGUAGUUUCUCCACAAUACUAACCUAAAUGACAUAGUGAAAAGAAGGAAGCCUGUACACAAUACAAAUAUUCCAAAAUAUAAAAAUAAAGCACUAAAGUAAAACUGCAAAAAAUGUGGCAAAUAAAUAAACUUCAUGUCUGUCCUGACUACAAAGCAUUAUGUUUGGGACAAAUCCAACACAUCACUGAGUACCACUCUCAUAUGUUCAAGCAUGGUGGUGGCUGCAUCAUGUUAUGAGUAUGCUUGUCAUCGACAAGGACUAGGGAGUUUUUUUUAGGAUAAAAAUAAAUGAAAUAGAGCUAAGCACAGGCUGAAUCCUAAAGGAAAACCUGGUUCUGUCUGCUAUCAAACAGACACUGGAAGACAAAUUCACCUUUCAGCAGGACAAUAACCCAAAACAAAAGGCCAAAUAUACUCUGGAGUUGCUUACCAAGACGUAAUUGAAUGAUCCUGAGUGGCUUAGUUAUAGUUGUCUUAAAUCGGAUUGAACAUCUAUGGCAAGACUUGAAAAUGACUGUCUAGCAUUGAUAAACAGCAAACUUGACAAAGUUUGAAGAGUAAUGCACAGAAAUGGUACAAUCCAGCUGUAAUCACUGCCAAAAGGUGAUUCUAACAUGUAUUGACUCAGGGGUGUGAAGUAUAUAGAGUACCAGUCAAAGGUUUGGACACACCUAUUCAUUCAAGGGUUUAUUUUUUAUUUUCUACAUAGUAGAAUAAUAGUGAAUACCUCAAAACUAUGAAAUAACACAUAUGGAAUCAUGUAGUAACCAAAAAAGUGUUAAACAAAUCAAAAUAUAUUUUAUAUUUGAGAUUCUUCAAAGUAGCCACUCUUUGCCUUGAUGAAAGCUUUGCACACUAUUGGCAUUCUCUCAAGCAGCUUCAUGAGGUAGUCACAUGGAAUGCUUUUCAACAGUCUCACAUGCUGAGCACUUGCUGGCUGCUUUUCCUUCACUCUGCAGUCCAACAUACACACAUAUGCACUUAGAUUUAGUACUGGACACAUGUGGUAGUGGUGGAGUAGGGGCCUGAAGGCACACAGUGUGUUGUGAAAUCUGUGAAUGUAUUGUAAUAUUUUUUAAAUUGUAUAAACUGCUGGAACCCAGUAAGAGUAGCUGCUGCCUUGGCAUUGCAGACCAACUCAUCCUAAACCAUCUCAAUUGGGUUGAGUUCGGAUGAUUGUGGAGGCCAGGCCAUCUGAAGCAGCACUCCACCACUCUCUUUCUUGGUCAAAUAGCCCUUAAACAGCCUGGAGGUGUGUUUUGGGUUAUUGUCCUAUUGAAAAACAAAUGAUAGUCCCACUAACACAAACCAGAUGGGAUGCUGUAUUGCUGCAGAAUGCUGUGGUAGCCAUGCUGGUUAAGAUUGCCUUGAAUUCUAAAUAAAUCACUGACAGUGUCACCAGCAAAGCACCCCCACACCAUAACACAAACUCCUCCAUGCUUCACGGUGGGAACCACACAUGCGGAGAUCAUCCAUUCACCUACUCUGCGUCUCACAAAGACACGCUGGUUGGAACCACAAAUCUCAAAUUUGGACUCAUCAGACCAAAGGAUAGAUUUCCACCGGUCUAAUGAUCACUGCUCGUGUUUCUUGGCCCAAGCAAGUCUCUUCUUCUUAUUGGUGUCCUUUAGUAGUGGUUUCUUUGCAGCAAUUCGACCAUGAAGGCCCGAUUCACACAAUCUCCUCUAAACAGUUGAUGUUGAGUUGAGUGAAUGUUACUUGAACUCUGUGAAGCAUUUAUUUGGGCUGCAAUCUGAGGUGUACUUAAUUGCAGAUUUCUGAGGCUGGUAACUCUAAUGAAUGUAUCCUCUGCAGCAGAGGUAACUCUGGUACUUCCUUUCCUGUGGCGAUCCUCAUGAGAGCCAGUUUCAUCAUAGCGCUUGAUGGUUUUUGCGACUGCACUUUCAAAGUUCUUGAAACUUGAUAGAUUGACUGACCUUCAUGUCUUAAAGUAAUGAUGGACUGUUGUUUAUCUUUGCUUAUUUGAGCUGUUCUUGUCAUAAUAUGGACUUGGUCUUUUACCAAAAAGAGAAUGCCAAGAGUGUGCAAAGCUGCCAUCAAGGCAAAGGGUGGCUACUUUGAAGAAUGUCAAAUGUAAAAUAUAUUUUGAAUUGUUUAACACUUUUUUGAUUACUACAUGAUUCCAUAUGUGUUAUUUCAUAGUGUUGAUGUCUUCACUAUUAUUAUACAAUGUAGAAAAUAGUAAGAAUAAAUAAAAACCCUGAAAUUAGUAGGUGUGUCCAAACUUUUCACUGGUACUGUAUGUAAAUGUGAUAUUUCUGUCAUUCAUUUUCAAUAAAUUUGCUAAAGUUUCUUAAACAUGUUUUUACAUUGUCAUUAUGGGGUAUGUGUGUAGCUGCGUGAGAGAGAAAAACAUUAUUUAAAGCAUUUUGAAUUUAGGCUGUAACUACAAAAUGUGGAAUAAGUCAAGGGGUAUGGAUACUUUCUGAAGGCCCUGUAUAAACAGGGGCAUAAACCUUUGUAGAUUGCCUCAAAACAUGUACAGAUUCAGGUUAUGAAUGGAAAAUCUUGCAUAUUACAUGUUAGAUUGUUACUAUUUUGUCUUUCUUUUUGAGUGACCUCUUUUUUUAUUCAAAUGUGAAAUAAUGAAUCAAUCAUUACAUAUCUGCUGUUGCUGAUCGAUAUACAGGACAAGGCUUUCACGCAUUGAUCAAAUCAAACAAAAACAAUUUUUUUGUUGCUUCAUACUUAUGAUUUACAGUACCAGUCAAAAGUUUGGACACACCUACUCAUUCAAGAGGUUUCGUUAUUUUUACUAUUUUCUACAUUGUGGAAGAAUAGUGAAAACAUCAAAACUAUGAAAUAACACAUGGAAUCAUGUAGUAACCAAAAGAGUUUCAAACGAAUCAAAAUACAGUUGAAGUCGGAAGUUUACAUAGAGUUAGGUUUGAGUCAUUAAAACCUCUUAAGGAUUAGCCCCUUUUUUUCAAUUUUCACCUAAAAUUACAAAUCUAACUGCCUGUAGCUCAGAACCUGAAGCAUGGAUAUGCAUAUUCUUGGUACCAUUUGAAAACAAACACUUGGAAGUUUAUGGAAAUGUGAAAGGAAUGUAGUAGAAUAUAACACAAUAGAUCUUGAAAAAGACAAUACAAAAGAAAAAACUAACCGUUCUUUUGUAUUUUUUUUGUACCAUCAUCUUUGAAAUGCAAGAGAAAGGCCAUAAUGUAUUAUUCCAGCCUAGGUGCAAUUUAGAUUUUGGCCAGUAGAUGGCUUCAGUGUAUGUGAAAAGUUUGACUGAUCCAAUGAACCAUUGCCUUUCUGUUCAAAAUGUUGUAUCAGGACUGCCCAAAUGGGACUAAUUUGUUUAUUAAUAACUUUUCAUGUUCAAAAUUGUGCACUCUCCUCAAACAAUAGAAAGGUAUUUUUUCACUGUAACAGCUACUGUAAAUUGGACAGUGCAGUUAGAUGAACAAGAAUUUAAGCUUUCUGACAAUAUCAGACAUGUCUAUGUCCUGGGUCAUUUUCUUGUUACUUACAACCUCAUGCAAUCGCAUUAGCCUACGUUAGCUCAACCGUCCCAUGGAAGGGACAACGAUCCCAAGAAAGUAAAUUAACACUCAUUUUUCAACCACUCCACAAAUUUCUUGUUAACAAACUAUAGUUUUGGCAAGUUGGUUAGGACAUCUACUUUGUGCAUGACAAGUAAUUUUUCCAACAAUUGUUUACAGACAGAUUAUUUCACUCAUAAUUCACUGUAUCACAAUUCCAGUGGGUCAGAAGUUUACAUACACUAAGUUGACUGUGCCUUUAAACAGCUUGGACAAUUCGAGAAAAUGAUGCCAUGGCUUUAGAAGCUUCUGAUAGGCUAAUUGACAUAAUUUGAGUCAAUUAGAGGUGUACCUGUGGAUGUAUUUCAUGGCCUACCUUCAAACGUAGUGCCUCUUUGCUUGACAUCAUGGGAAAAUAAAAAGAAAUCAGCCAAGACCUCAAAAAAAAUUGUACACCUCCACAAGUCUGGUUCAUCCUUGGGAGCAAUGCUACCAAAUACUAAUUGAGUGUAUGUAAACUUCGGAUCGACUGGGAAUAUGAUGAAAGAAAUAAAACCUGAAAUAAAUAAUUCUCUCUACUAUUAUUCUGACAUUUCACAUUCAUUAAAUAAAGUGGUGAUCCUAACUGACUUAAGACUGGGAAUUCUUACUAGGAUUAAAUGUCAGGAAUUGUGAAAAAUGAGUUUUAAUGUAUUUGGCUAAGGUGUAUGUAAACUUCCAACUUCAACUGUACACUUUAUAUUUUAGAUUCUUCAAAGUAGCCACCCUUUGCCUUCAUGAAAGCUUUGCACACUCUUGGCAUUCUCUCAACCAGCUUCAUGAGGAAUGCUUUUCCAUCAGUCUUGAAGGAGUUCCCACAUAUGCUGAGCACUUGUUGGCUGCUUUUCCUUCACUGCAGUCCAACUAAUCCUAAACCAUCUCAACUGGGUUGAGGUCGGGUGUUGUGGAGGCCAGGUCAUCUGAUGCAGCACUCCAUCACUCGCCUUGGUCAAAUAGCCCUUACAUAGCCUGGAGGUGUGUUUCUGGUCAUUGUCCUGUUGAAAAACAAAUGAUAGUCCCACUAAGUGCAAACCAGGUGGGAUGCCGUAUCGCUGCAGAAUGCUGUGGUAGCCAUGCUGGUUAAGUGUGUCUUGAAUUCUAAAUAAAUCACUGAGAGUGCCACCAGCAAAGCAUCCCCACACCAUCACACCUCCUCCUCUAUGCUACACGGUGGGAACCACACAUGCGGAGAUAAUCUGGUCACCUACUCUGCGUCUCACUAAGACACGGCAGUUGGAACUAAAAAUCGCAAAUUUGGACUCAACAGACCAAAGGACAGAUUUCCACCGGUCUAAUGUCCACUGCUCAUGUUUCUUGGCCCAAGCAAGUCUCUUCUUCUUAUUGGUGUCCUUUAGUAGUGGUUUCUUUGCAGCAAUUCGACCAUGAAGGCCUGAUUCACACAAUCUCCUCUAAACAGUUGAUGUUGAGUUGAGUGAAUGUUACUUGAACUCUGUGAAGCAUUUAUUUGGGCUGCAAUCUGAGGAUGCAGUUAACUCUAAUGAACAUAUCCUUUGCAACAGAGGUAACUCUGGGUCUUCCUUUCCUGUGCCGGUCCUCAUGAGAGCCAGUUUCAUCAUAGCGCUGAAAGGUUUUUGCGACUGCACUUGAAGAAACUUUCAAAGUUCUUGAAAUGUUCUAGAUUGACUUUCUCUUUUUUUUUUUUUACCAAAUAGGACUAUCUUCUGUAUGCCACCCCUACCUUGUCACAACACAACUGAUUGGCUCAAACGCAUUAAGAAGGAAAUAAAUUUGACAAAUUAACUUUUAACAAGGCACACCUGUUAAUUGAAAUGCAUUCCAGGUGACUACCUCAUUAAGCUGGCUGAGAGAAUGCCAAGAGUGUGCAAAGCUGUAAUCAAGGCAGUGUGGCUAUUUUGAAGAAUCUCAAAUAUAUUUUGAUUUGUUUAACAUUUUUUUGGUUCCUACAUGAUUCCAUAUGUGUUAUUUCAUAGUUUUGAUGCCUUCACUAUUAUUCUACAAUGUAUAAAAUAAGAAAAAUAAAGAAAAAUCCUGGAAGGAGUACGUGUGUCCAAACCUUUGACUGGUACUGUAUAUACUAUAGCAAGACCAACCAAACAAACAAAAUGAAAAGUAUUUCAACAUAAAUUGUAGAUUGAUCUGAGAAAUAUGCCUUGGGUUACAAUAGUAAACACUGUACUAUUUACAAUUACAAAAGUGGAUUCUACAGAAAAUUAUCCCAAUGUGCAAUAUAACAUCUUUAUAACAUUCAUCUAGUUUCAUUAUUCAAAGGUUUAGUGAUAUCAUAGAUGGAAUUAUUUAGGGUUACGUCAUCUAUUUUGAAUGAAUCCCCCAUUGCACUGAGACCAAAGACCCAUCAUAAUGUUUAUUUUGUCUGCAUACUAAAAUGUUCUCUACCCUGUACCGUGAGAGCUUCUCUGGGUCCCAAUGUUCCCAAUCUCUCACUCCACUCCCCACCGGCCCAAUGAUAUCCCACCACUUAACGUUGAACCAAACCACUGCAUCUCCUAUGGCAGUCACCACUUUGAACACACCACCUCAGACCUAUAUUCACUCAGACACACACGCAGAGAAACACACACGCAGAGAAAUACACACACACACACAGAACUCAACUCCUGCUUCAUAACUAGUCCAAUCUACAGAGGUUGAGUGACUGAGCACAGUGACCCACUACUCCACUCUACUGUAGGACCCAAGGGCUUUCAAGCCUCCUGCACGAGAGCCACCCUUUCAUGACGCCCUAUAAUAUCAGAUUAUUUUCCAAAACGGUGUGAAAAAGCAGAUGGGACGGAGUAUUUGGUGACAACCCCAAAAUGGCUUUUCCAUGCCUACAGACAUCUUCAUCUAAGUCCCACAUGUUACCCUAUUCUCUACAUAGUGCACUAUAAAGGGAAUAGGGUGCCAUUUGGGACUUAGACAGAUUGGCUGAGUGGAGAAAUGCUGUGUAGUUUGGGCAUUCUGGGACAUCUGCUUGUUCCACUCUGCCACCGGAAACUGCUAAUGUUUUUAUAGCCACUCCAAAUCUGUGUCCCAAAUGGCACUCUAUUCCUUAUUUAGUGCGCUAGUUAGACCAACCAGGAGCCAUAGGGCUCUGGUCAAAAGCAGUGUUCUAUAUAGGGAAAAGGUUGUCAUUCAGUAGGCCUGAGCGUUCAGUCUAUGUUACACAGAGCGAUUGCAACACUUUCAAACUAGCUGGUCUGUGAUAAGAAAGCUAUUUGUGUUUAUCCAGUAAUCACUUGCAUCACUAAUCUCACACUGAUUGCUUUCACCCAACUUGCUCUUGACAUGCUUUUUUAGAUUGAGAAAAGCAACAUUGUGCUGUUGUUGAGAUAGGGUGCACUCUACUGCAGAGUGCUGUUACUCUUUUUUCCAGACAAAUGAGGUGAAACGAACGAUGUAACUCAACAGUGUUUGCCUGAUCUCAAAAUGGAGGACAGAGGAUUCAAAUUUCUUCUAAACUGUGACCCUAUGUUUUGUUCCGAUCUCAUUGGAAAAUUCUUUAGGAAACGAUGACUCGACAUUAGAGCCUAAAAAAAAAAAAUCACACAAUACCCUAGCAGCCUGUAAUUUCUGUAACUACUGUGAUUUUGAUUGCAUUUUAAAUAAUAAAGUUGUUUAAAUCACA